GCGAGUUGUUUAAAUGACUUGAUCCGCCACCCCUCUCAACCAGUUACGAGGGACAUAGCAGAUAUGCCUCACCAUAAAGUUCGGUGCGUACAUCCAAAUUUCCCCUGCAGUGAUCCUCUCCAGAGCCUGCUAUCUUUGUGGAACUGUGUUCACCUUGAACAUUCGACAUGUCCCCAUCCACUUUUACCACAAUGCUCUUCUUAGGUCUUGCCUUGACUGUGAACGGGUCUAUCGAUCACAACGUUACCGUCGGCGGUAGCCAGCUGACUUUUAAUCCUUCAAAUAUCUCUGCUCAGGCUGGUGAUACCGUGACGUUCCAGUUCAUGCCAGGCAAUCAUACGGCCACACAAUCGACAUUCGAGCAGCCUUGCCAACCUUUCAAAUCUAGCAGUGGUCAAGGCGGUUUUGACUCAGGAUUUAUGCAAUCUACAUAUACCAUCGACAUAAGCGACGUUACUCCCAUCUGGGUAUACUGCAAACAGGGGCUGCAUUGUAGAGAAGGGAUGGUGUUUAGCAUCAAUGCCGAUGUUGCAGGGUCCGAGACUUAUUCUGCGUUCAAAGCCCGUGCUAUGGGUGGGACGGUCAGUAACGGUGGGGCUGGGAGAGCUGUAGUUAGCUGUUUUGGGGUCGUUCUUGGUUUAUUUAUCCUUGCCGAAGGUUGGAUGUUGUGAAGGACCGGUGUUCUCAGGGGUUUUCCAAAACUGGUGACCUGUAUAUCUCGCACCACAGAUGGGCU
Messenger RNA from Pisolithus orientalis, 736 nucleotides. RefSeq lists its product as uncharacterized. The record is from RefSeq and is a predicted model, not a curated record. Lineage: Eukaryota; Fungi; Basidiomycota; Agaricomycetes; Boletales; Pisolithaceae. Bases 168 to 671 code for a protein of 167 amino acids. The transcript has 3 exons.